AAUUGCUCUUUAAUUUCAACGCUAACAUGUAAAUUACUGUUUGCCCACUGGAAUUCUCCUAUGAUGAAUAAGUAUUUUUUAUUGAGUCUUUGGUUUUUGGUGUACUUUGUGUCACCUGGAUGGUUCGAUUCGUCGACAGAGAGAUGUUUCUGUAAGUUAUCAGGGAAACCAGAAGAGUGUUGUUGUGAUGUAGAGACAGUGGAUCAAAUAAACAAGGAAAUUCAUCCAGUCAUAAGUGAACUGGUUACAAAAAAUUUCUUCAAGUUUUUCAGGGUUAAUCUCAACAGGCCAUGCCCAUUUUGGCCAGAUGAUGGUGCUUGUGCUCUGAAAGAUUGUUCUGUAUCAGCUUGUAAGGAGGAGGAACUUCCUGAGGGCAUCAAAGCUGAGGGGAGACGGCCAGGUAAUGGGAGUUUAAACCGUAGGGGAAGCACACAUAAAAUGCAAUCAAACAGUGAGGAUAAAAAAGGUGAAAGUUGCCAGUCUUCAGACAAUGAGACCAUCCUUGGUGAAAUUGACAGCACUAUCAGUGAUGAAGACAAACAAGCAUUUGAAGCAUGGCAUGCUCAUGAUGAUGCUGAAGAUAACUUCUGUGAGUUGGAUGAUGAGUCAUCUUCUGGGAUGGAGUAUGUCGACCUACUGAGAAAUCCUGAGAGAUUUACAGGAUAUGCAGGAUUCUCUGCUCAAAGAGUUUGGAAUAAUAUUUACAAGGAAAAUUGCUUCAAACCCACGUCUCCUUAUGGGAAACGUUAUGGGGUUGUAACAUCCAAAAAUGUUGAUGAAAUGUGCCUAGAGAAGCGAGUGUUCUAUCGGAUGAUGUCAGGCCUCCAUGCUAGCAUCAAUAUUCAUUUGUCUGCCAUUUACCUAUUUAAAGGUAAUGGUUUCAUGAAACCAAGAUGGGGUGAGAACGUCGAGGAGUUUAGAAGAAGAUUUGAUCCUGAAACUACAAGCGGGGAAGGUCCAACAUGGCUGAAGAAUCUUUACUUUACAUACACUGUGGCUCUGAGAGCCAUAAUCAAAGCGGCUCCAUUCUGGGAACAAGAACAGUUUUACACUGGGGAUUAUGGAGAUGACGUUGAAGUACAAGAACUUGUUCAAGUUCUUCUGGCUAAAUCAAAAACCUGUCCAAGCACAUUUGAUGAGAAGCUGAUGUUCAGAGACCCAGGCAGUGCAAAAAUCUUAAAGGAAGAGUUCAAGCUUCACUUUAGGAAUGUCUCCCGUAUCAUGGACUGUGUUGGUUGUGACAAGUGUCGGUUGUGGGGCAAGCUUCAGGUUCAAGGCCUGGGCACUGCUCUUAAAAUCCUCUUCUCUGGUCACGAGUUUGACGACGGAAAGUUUGACAAGAACAGUCAUUUUCAACUGAAAAGAACAGAAAUUGUUAGUUUAUUCAACGCCUUUGGAAGGUUAUCCAGUAGCAUAAAUUAUUUACAGAAAUUUAAAUCAAUGAAACACGGGCACAGAUAACAGCAAGUUGGCGAGGGACUGGCACCUUCAGAUGGCUCGCUUGUUUCCAGUUUGUUUGCAGUUUCCUCUCGGCCAAGGAGACACGAGAAAAAGAAAAACAGUUUAAAAGAUGAAAAGUACACACAAAAAAACAAAACAAAAAAAGAGGAAAGUGUUCUCUUAGUUUGACGAUUGCACACAGAAUUUGGAUUAAAAAGUCGUUUUUUCUGGCAAUUGUUGUAAGACUAUAAGAUAGUUUUUGGUUGAAAAAAAAAAACCUUCAACAGUGAAUAUUUCGUUGUUGGCUUAUAUAAAGCGUAAGUUUGUGAUAUAAACAGAAAUUUUAUUGUUUAAUUAAUAUAAGUACCGUCAAAACUACAACUUUUUAAAGUUGCAAAGUGUUUCGAGGUCCUUGUCAUCAAUCGCAUGACUGGUUCGUUAAUCAACAAAGAACAACUUUAACUGGAAAUUUAUAAAUUUGAUUUAUAAACGUGCUGUUUUAGGUUCCUUCUGUUUUCCAACAGUACUUUAUGAGAAUUUUAUUGUUGUAUGUAGUCUGAUGUCUAAUUUCCAAUGCAAUGCCUAUUGACGACUUUCUGAAUGAAAGUUGCAACCUUUUGUACUUUUGUAAAUUUAGUAUGCAAUGAAUUAAACACAUGC
Pocillopora verrucosa is the source of this 2100-nucleotide messenger RNA. Its product is annotated as ERO1-like protein beta. Gene Ontology annotation, molecular function: FAD binding; protein-disulfide reductase activity; thiol oxidase activity. Lineage: Eukaryota; Metazoa; Cnidaria; Anthozoa; Scleractinia; Pocilloporidae. The record is from RefSeq and is a predicted model, not a curated record. Gene Ontology annotation, biological process: protein folding in endoplasmic reticulum. Gene Ontology annotation, cellular component: endoplasmic reticulum; endoplasmic reticulum membrane.